AUGUCAUCAUUCUGUGCGUAUUUUAUAGUUUUUCUUAUUUUCCAAGAAAUCACAAUUGGUACAGUUUCAUUGUUUGAGAAUUUGAAAUGUUAAAAAAAUAUUUUUUAGGACUGGCGAUAGCCAUUUAUAACAAAUUCUCACCUCAAUGGUUAAUUAUAAUUGUUUGUCGAAUUCUACAGUAUCCCACAUGUUUUCUGGCAAUUUUUGGAGUUCGAAAAAGUAAUCCAGCAAUGAUUGUACCAUUUAUGUUAUCACAGGUGAAAACAGUAAUAUAUUUCCAAGUACAGUAACCAUCUUUUUGCAGGUAUCUCUUGGUUCUUAUGCUGAUUUGCAUACUUAUAUUCAACUUGUAUCACUGUGUAAUUCUUCAUCUUCAAAAGAAUCUUUUGUAUUUUCAAACCCCAUCAUUUUAAUUGUCUUACCAGUUUUGAUUUAUUCUUCACUUUUAGUCAUUUUCAUAUAUUCAAUGUAUACAAUUGUUAGAGAAAUUACGGUAUCACGUGGAAUUGUUCCGCAUAGUAUUCAGGAUGAAUAUAUUUUGUAA
Caenorhabditis angaria is the source of this 544-nucleotide messenger RNA. NCBI's taxonomy places the organism in Eukaryota, Metazoa, Nematoda, Chromadorea, Rhabditida, Rhabditidae. The record is from the annotation of a GenBank genome assembly.